Messenger RNA from Centropristis striata (black sea bass), 3120 nucleotides. It is a transcript of the gene afg2b, whose product is annotated as AFG2 AAA ATPase homolog B. Gene Ontology annotation, molecular function: ATP hydrolysis activity; ATP binding. The record is from RefSeq and is a predicted model, not a curated record. The transcript is spliced from 11 exons. The coding region runs from base 794 to 3037 and encodes 747 amino acids. NCBI's taxonomy places the organism in Eukaryota, Metazoa, Chordata, Actinopteri, Perciformes, Serranidae.
GGUUGGCGUAAAACUUAAUUUAUUGUUGGACGACAAGAACCAUUUCCUUGCUUGUUUUAGUAUUGUUAUCAAAAUAUUAUUUACAUAUAUGGCUCUAUAAUUUAUUUUUUUGCUGUUUUUCAUCUAUAGAUUUCAUUUGAAACAAAUAAGCAAAUAAAUGAGAAAUAAUAACAAAACGCAAAAACACUACUAUAGAAGUAAACACUAAAGGUUUUUAUUAUUAGAUUAUGUGAAUGAUUUAACAGUCUUUCGCCAUUAAUUUAUGCUUAAGCUUAUAAGAAAAUAAUGACAAAAUAAAACAUUUGCAAAGGUGCAAAAGGAUGACUGUUUUCCAAAUUAUUGCCUUGUGUAAAAAUGUUACUGUAUUCACGAAAAAAAUAUUUUAAUGAACCUACUUUACCAUACACAUUCAUCUCUCGCUAUCUCGUUUAAAUGUAUUCCCAAACUCACUUUACUUUUAUAAACUGUAUUUAUAUUUGUAGGAAUCUGAAAACUUUAAGUGAUCCAAUAUUAAAAACACUGCAAAAGAUCCCAAUGAAUAUACAAGACACGAUAAAAAAAUAUUUUUUAUGGUUUCAAUGUCUGUAUAAACUCAUAAUAACAGGUACAUUUGCGAAGCGGAAACCAGUUUCAACAGCGCAGGAAAACGUUUUGGUUGGCCAUCUUCUUCUAACGCCACAUGGAUUUUGUAAACAUUAGUUGGUCUGUUGUAUCAGCACCGCGAACACCGAGAGCAUUUUAUCCACCAUUCACGAGUGUCACCCUUUAUCUGUGAGGCUGCUGGUGGACAAUAAUGUCUCUGCGGCUGCUGUCAGUGGAUCCGUCAGACCGGGGCUCUCAGAGAUGCAGACUGGGUCCAGGUCUGAUGUCAGCGCUGGGUCUGACUCUGGGCUCCCCGCUGCUGGUAUCUGUUCCCGGGGGAAGCUGCCUGUGCACCGCCUGGCCCCGGCCUGACCUGGCGGAGGGCUUCCUGCAGAUGGACCUGAAAUGUUGCUCCCCAAGUCUGAUCACUCACCCUCCCACCCACCUCAGCCUGGACCCGGACCAGCUCACACCUGUGCCCUGCCCCAAACUGAAAAGUGUUAAAGUAACUGUGGUGGUCCAGAGUGUUGACUUUAGGAAACACACACCUCCUCGUCUUGUUCAUGAGCUUGUGAAAGACAUGUUGAGAGGUGUGUGUGUCCACAAGAAGCAUGUGAUAAACUUGGGGGACUUUGAUACAGAAAUUAGAUAUGUUGUUAUUGAAAGCAUCAAUGUGGAGUCUCUCGGUGCCGGACUCAUCACCUCAAAAACUGGUGUGGAAAUAACCAGCAUCCAGACGGUCCGGCACUACAGGAGUCAGCUGCAGGACCAGCAAACAGUCCCCCUGGGAGGACUGGAGGAGGUGAAAGCAUCCCUGAGAGAGAUGCUACAACUGCCCCUGCUCUACCCUGACACCCUGAGCUCUCUCGGGGUGUUGUGUCCCAGAGGUGUGCUCCUGGUGGGGCCUCCAGGCGUCGGCAAGACCCUGCUGGUCCGCAGGGUGGUGGAGGAGGUGGGAGCCAGCCUGGUAGUGGUCAGAGGGCCAGAGGUGGUGGGGUCGCGGCCUGGUGAGAGCGAGGAGAAGUUGCGUGCUGUGUUUGAGCGGGCUCGAUCUGCAGCUGAGGAGGGUCCCUGUGUGCUCUUCUUGGAUGAGCUGGACUCUCUGUGUCCGAGGAGGACCGGCUCGUCUGCACCGGAGAACCGCCUGGUUGCUCAGCUCCUCACGCUGAUGGACGGGAUGAAUCAGUCUGAUCGAUUCCUCAUCGCCGCUGCCACCAACCGGCCCGACAGCUUAGACCCAGCACUACGCAGGCCUGGAAGAUUUGACAGAGAGGUUAUUAUUGGAGCUCCCACUUUGCAGCAGAGAAAAGACAUCUUGUCUGUUCUGUGUGCGAGGAUGCCUGUGUGUCCCGGCGUGGACAUGGCAGAGCUGGCACAGCGAACUACAGGCUACGUGGGAGCAGACCUGAGUGCCCUGUGCAGGGAGGCUGCCAUGCACGCCAUACGGGAAAACUCAAAGGGUUCAGGAGAGCAGCUGGUGGGUAUGAAGCACUUCCAGGAGGCCCUGAAGGUGGUGCGUCCCUCUUGUCUGCGGAGCAGCCUGGGUGUGACGGAGCUCUCUCCUGUGUCGUGGGAGCAGAUCGGAGGCCUGGAUGAGAUCAAACUCAAACUAAGACAGAGUAUUGAGUGGCCGAUGUUAUACCCCGAGGCGUUUGUUCGUCUGGGUCUGUGUCGGCCCCGCGGCGUGCUGCUCUAUGGACCUCCAGGAUGUGCAAAGACGACGCUGGUCAAGGCUGCAGCCAGCUCUUCUCACUGUGCUUUCCUGUCUGUCGGUGGUGCUGACCUCUACUCUCCUUAUGUCGGAGACUCGGAGAAGGCUUUAGCACAGCUGUUUCGGCAGGCCCGCGCCUGCGCUCCCUGUAUCCUGUUCCUCGAUGAGAUCGACUCUCUCAUUGGAUCGCGGUCAAACAGUCAGACACCAAACAGCGUACAGACACGCCUGCUGUCAGUGCUGCUGAAUGAGAUGGACGGGGUCGGCCUGAAGACGCUGGAGAGGAGAGGGACGGAGAAGAUCCUCCAGGCGGAGGGAGUGACGGAGAAUCACACGCAGGAACAGUUGGACUGCCAGGAGGUUUGCAACAAGGAUGUGAUGGUUGUAGCCGCCACAAACAGACCCGACUGCAUAGACAGCGCCCUCCUCAGACCCGGCAGGCUCGACCACAUUAUCUAUGUCCCACCACCUGACCAGCAGACUCGUCUUUGCAUCCUGAAGGCGUUCACAGAGUCGAUGCCCAUCUGUGCUGAUGUUUGUCUGGAGGAGCUCGCCGCAAAGACCGAUCUUUACUCUGGAGCCGACUUGGAAAAUCUGUGUAAAGAGGCUGCUCUGUUGGCGCUACAAGAGGAGAACAUGGAGACUUCUGCCAUCAAACACACAUAUUUCCUUCGGUCCCUCAGUAAAAUGAGCCCCUCUCUCACUGCCCAGCAGAUCCAAACAUAUCAGAAAUCUCCCAGAUGACAAAUCACAUAUGACAGCCCUCUGUGUUGAUGAAAUAUAUUAUUACAGAAAUAUUGAUUUGAAAUAAAAUGAGUAAAACUUGA